AGAGAAAAGACAGAAUUGAGAAGGCCGCAUUCACCGGCUUUUGGCCGAAGUACUGCAGAUUCUCUCCUGUACCGCAUCAAUUGGCACCGAGCGCCCCCCUCGAUCACCCCGGGCCUCGGCCCUCCCUCCCGGGUGGGAGUCGGUUUUCUUUCCAAACAGGGAAAAGUGUUCCACGAAGCGGUAGCGCCUUACCGCCUCGCCUUCUCCUCCCUGACCCAGGGCCCGGCCCCCGUCCCGGCGCAAGCUGGUGGAGCCAGGGCUAGAAGCCCUCGGUGCCCCGGGAGCGCAGCGCGCAAGGGACCCGGGCGCGGGGCCAGCGCCCGCACAUGGCUGCAGCCCCCCGCGCGCACCCCGAGGCGCCGCGCCCUGCUAGCAGAAGGUCCGUCGGCUGCGCUCGGUCGCCCUGCAGCCAAGCAGCGCUGAGCCGGGAAGUGUCUGUGUCUGGGGAUCGGGAUGUCCCUCUUCUUCCUCUGGCUAGUAUCUUAUUAUGUUGGAACGUUGGGAACUCACACUGAGAUCAAGAGAGUGGCAGAGGAAAAGGUUACCUUGCCCUGUCACCAUCAGCUGGGACUUCCAGAGAAAGACACCCUGGACAUUGAAUGGCUGCUCACGGAUAAUGAAGGGAACCAAAAAGUGGUUAUCACUUACUCCAGUCGCCAUGUCUACAAUAACUUGACUGAGGAACAGAAGGGCCGAGUGGCCUUUGCUUCCAACUUCCUGGCAGGAGAUGCCUCCCUGCAGAUCGAGCCUCUCAAGCCGAGUGAUGAAGGCCGAUACACCUGCAAGGUGAAGAACUCAGGACGCUAUGUUUGGAGCCACGUCAUCCUAAAAGUCCUAGUGAAACCAUCCAAGCCCAAGUGUGAGCUGGAAGGAGAGCUGACAGAGGGUAGCGACCUGACGCUGCAGUGUGAGUCGGCCUCGGGCACGAAGCCCAUUGUGUAUUAUUGGCAGCGGAUCCGGGAGAAGGAGGGAGAGGAUGAACACCUGCCACCCAGAUCUAGAAUCGAUUACAACAACCCCGGCCGAGUGCUGCUGCAGAAUCUCACCAUGGCCUCCUCUGGGCUCUACCAGUGCACAGCAGGCAAUGAGGCUGGAAAGGAGAGCUGUGUGGUACGAGUGACUGUACAGUACGUGCAAAGCAUUGGCAUGGUAGCAGGAGCAGUGACGGGCAUCGUGGCCGGAGCCUUCCUCAUUUUCCUCUUGAUCUGGCUGCUAAUCCGAAGGAAAAGCAAAGAGAGAUAUGAGGAAGAGGAGAGACCUAAUGAGAUUCGAGAAGAUGCAGAAGCCCCCAGAGCCCGCCUUGUGAAGCCGAGCUCCUCUUCCUCAGGCUCCAGGAGCUCCCGCUCUGGCUCUUCCUCCACCCGCUCCACAGGGAAUAGCGCCUCCAGGAGCCAGCGGACACUGUCCAGUGAAGCAGCGCCCCAGGCGGGGCUAGCCACCCAGGCGUACAGCCUCAUAGGACCAGAAGCAAGAGGUUCUGAACCAAAGAAAGUGCACCACACGACCCUGACCAAAGCAGAAACCACACUCAGCACAAUCCCCAGCCAGAGCAAAGCCUUCCAAACUGUCUGAAUCACAGUGGACUUGACUUGCGCUUUUUCCGGAAGUCAGGAUCUUAGCCUAGCCACUGGAGCUCCUUCACCAGCCACACAGCCCCUCAGCCAGAUAAGAACUCACUUAAGUAGCUGCCAACAUGGCACGGACCAGUUCUGAUAAGCACCUUCCUUAUAGGACACCAAACAAUGGACGUAGGCAGGUCAUCUCUAUAAAGGCGCCUCAUCGUGCCUUCCGAGCGGAGGUGGAGGGAAGGAGGGGCCCAAACCUAAUUUGCUCACCAGAACUUGUGGUGAAAAUAAGGGAGAGGUGAGGUGGCGUACACCUGAAACAUCUUACACAGAAGAGUUGCAGGUCACCACAGUCAAGAAGAAAUGGGAAUCUCAUAGGUCAAUUUUCUAAUCAUUUCUGCAAAUGUAUCGGAUUAGCGUGAUUAUCCAGAUAGUCAAAAGAGAAACCCACAGCCUUAUAUUACACCUCUCUGCAACAUGUAUGGGGACAACUGCUUCAAAGAAACUCACAUUAAAAAAAAAAGAAACACUUUUUUUUUCUACCUUGACUUGACUUCAUGUAUCAUAAGGUCUGAACAUUAAUUUGGGGAGGAUUUGAAAUAGUGGGAAACAGAGAAAAGUGGUUUUCUCUUUCCUUAUCUACAACCAACCUUCAGAUUUCCAUGGGACCCAAAAUAAUAACUAAGAAAAGAGUCCAACCAAGAUGGGACACGAUGCUGUGAAGAAUUCCAUUUUGAUUUUCAGAGGAUUGCUAAUAGAUAACAAAACAUAUAUCCGGGGCAGUUGUGGGUCAUUACUCAAAUCUGACACCCCUAAAGACUUCCCUACUGGAAGUUUCUAGAAGAAACAAACAUUCACGUCACUUAAUGAAUGUCCUUAGGGAACGAAUCCUCUAGAGAACGUCUCUUAGGAAAGUUGAAAGAUCCUCUUGCAUUCUGCCUCCGGCUCCUCUCUCUGAGAACAUGUGAAACCAGACUGUCAAGACUGACUGGAAUAGAGAGGGACAUUAGACCUUUCCCUUGCUAGGUCAAAGGACACUUAAUACUGGCCCAAGCUUGGCGAUUCUUCUGUUUCUUUCAUUUUAGAAGGAUGUGAAUGUGGGACCUUUGAAGACUCUAUAGGCCUUAAAUUUUCAGGGAUCAUUUCCUAAAGGCAUUGAAAAUACAUGGCCCAUCACUUCCCACUAAAAGGCUGAACCGGAGGGAACCACAGUGUCUCUCUUCUCCGCCUUAGCCUCCAAGAAAAGUCUAACUGUGGGCUGGAAGGAACGCAGACUACCAUUAGGGAGCAGGUGGUGAGAAAAACAAGUGGGUGAAGGGAGAGGGUUCAGCUAACAGCUGGUAAUGCUUUCUUCCUUGUCGGCAUUUGGGAAAGAAUUAGCAGAAAGGAUUCACCAGCAAAACUAUCAAAACAACUCAUACAUGGGGGCGGGGAGAAAAAGGUGUCCAAGAAAUUAAAAAACAAAAAACCAGCCAGUUCCCGAUAAGUAACUUGCCUUUUGAAUGGUUUUGACAAAUAGAUUACCUAUGGCAUAGCUGCUUAACCUGAAUUAGCUCUUCAAGGAACAAGGCAAAGUCAGCAGGUCCUGGUGGGUGGAGCAGAGCGGUUCCUUUUGUCAACCAGGGCAAAGGCUAGAGGGAAGCGGGAGCCGCGGCGGCCACUGUGAAGAAGCAGUUUCUGAAGUGGCACUCAGAUGCUGACAGGGAGAGGUGGAUGCACAGUAUCGCCCCGUUUCUCUGGCUUUUUAUCCUGUGUUUAACUCGCCUAAGAGCAUCCUCACAGAGUAUACAUACAUUUCCUUCUAAAGUGCCUGGGAAAUGAUGUUUGCAUUGAGUUGUCUGGAUUGGUUUGGGUGAGCUUCACGCAUGCUAAAGUGACGGUCCUAACCUGAGUUUUGUCUUCCUUUGAAAGAGGUAGAAAUAAGAGACAUUGGGGUUAUAACACAAAUGCCUGUUCAUUUGAGAGAAUAGGCAUAUUUGAAAUGCUUCUUCUACUAACUCUUAUCUCGUUGUAAGAUUUUUUUUUAAGCCCUUUACUCUGACUACAUUUUUAUUCUUCCUGGAGGAUGGUAUCCAGGCAACAUGCCUCUUCUGCUAUGUAAUUCUGAGAAUUCUCCUUCCUGGAGUCCCUGAGCCAAAGGAGCUUACCAUGAAGGCUGCAGCUGGGUCGUCACUAGCAAUCUUCUCAGUGCUUCCUGCCUUUGAGCAGCAGGGGUUUCCUGUCUGUGCUCUCGGAGCAGGAACCAGUGCCCUUUGUUUGAGAAGGAAAUCCCCAUUAUUUAAAAGCGUUGUUGGAAACUAUCCAAAAAUUACCUGGAAAAUUCAUUCCCAAUGGAAAACUACAAUAAGGACAAAAACGAGAUUGUAGUAGGCUGAGAAAUUCUGAGAGAUAAGGCACUGAAGUCGUAGCAAUGACAGAGCUCCUUCCCUUUGAAUCAGGCGGUCAGCUUCAGCAAGACAGAGGGCCGGCUGCAGAUGCAGUGAGAGCCACCACAGGCUCCAAACCUUAGUCCCCUGAUUGUGCAAACCAAGCUGAGCGAGUCCUUAAUGUGAAGCAAAUAGAAAAUGAAAAAAAAAAUGAUGAACAGAAGCCAAAUAAAUAAAUAAAAUAAAAGUUUGUAAGAGAAAAAUGCAGAUGGAAGGAUGUGGACGUUUAAAGAGAAACCAUUUCAAUAAAAUACAUAAGCCAAACUCAAAUCUGUAAAAUAGUGAAAUGGAGGUUUUUGUUCUUAUGUUGUAUGCAAAGGACUUUAGAAUUCUGUUCCAAAAAGUUUUUAUCGUUUGCCUCAUUUCUGGUGUUUUUCUGUUUCUGUGUCACUCGGCUUUGUUGCCUUGUAAACGAAACUGUACGCGUCACAAAGCAGUUACAGACUGUAACUCCAUGUGUAUCGGCAAUGAAAAAAUAAAUAAGGGAAGACAGUACUGUAGGAGAAGCUGGGGUCCGUGGAACCUGCACUGGAAAAAUACAUUUAUUUAUACCUUGCUGCCAAAAGGACAGAGCUCAGGCCAAAAGAUCUAUUAGUGACUGACUUCAGUCACAAGUUUAUUGUUAAUCCCAGAGAUUCAAAGAGAAAGACCGCCGACCCAAAUCAUCAUGGCCAAAUUAAUUAAAGUAAGCAAUUAGUUAAAGCAGGUGGGUUCAUUAGUAUAGGAAGUAC
This is a messenger RNA of Microtus oregoni (creeping vole), 4722 nucleotides long. It is a transcript of the gene Clmp, whose product is annotated as CXADR like membrane protein. The record is from RefSeq and is a predicted model, not a curated record. The transcript has 8 exons. NCBI's taxonomy places the organism in Eukaryota, Metazoa, Chordata, Mammalia, Rodentia, Cricetidae. Gene Ontology annotation, cellular component: membrane; cytoplasmic microtubule; cell surface. Bases 454 to 1572 code for a protein of 372 amino acids.